Messenger RNA from Cuculus canorus (common cuckoo), 5595 nucleotides. It is a transcript of the gene NCAPG2, whose product is annotated as non-SMC condensin II complex subunit G2. Gene Ontology annotation, cellular component: condensin complex; nucleus. The record is from RefSeq and is a predicted model, not a curated record. The coding region runs from base 238 to 3708 and encodes 1156 amino acids. Gene Ontology annotation, biological process: mitotic sister chromatid segregation. The transcript has 28 exons. NCBI's taxonomy places the organism in Eukaryota, Metazoa, Chordata, Aves, Cuculiformes, Cuculidae.
CCCGCGCUCGGCGGGAGAAUUCGAACGGGCCUCGCUCGGCUCCCGGGCGCGCGGCGGGGUUCCCGCUCCGGGCCUCCUCUCUAGGCCUCUUCCUGAGCCUCUUCCUGAGGCGGAUCAUCCCGCGGGCAGCGCUGCCGAGAGCGCCCUGCGUGUCGCUCCGCGCUGCUGGAAGCGGAACCCGCAGCUCCGCCAGGAUUCCUGCCUGAGGGAGCGUCAGCCAGGAUAAACAAGACCACAAUGAAGCGCGAAGCAUUUUUAAAAGUGGUGUCUAAAGACUCAAUUGAAGACUUCUUGCAUUAUACGCAGAAUUCUAAAAAUACAUUUGAUCCUUUUGACUUGAAUGAACUACUUCAAGAACUGCCGAGAAAGCAAAAAGAAGUGCUGUGGGUGAGACUGACACAGCUAUUGACAGAUACUUUGAUGGAGAACCCUGUGGAAACAUGGCAGAGGAUUGAAGAUGAUGAAUGUAAUGAUGACAUGGAAGUUGAGAUAGUUCCAGAAAUGAAACAAACUGUAGCUGUGAUCCAAGGAGUGACAGCUGUAGUUACUGCUUCCAUACCUGCAGUGGAUGAAACUGUGAACUACAAAGCUCUUCUAGAAUGUGUUUUGAUAUUAAAUGGUAUCCUUCCUGCAUUAUCUAAAUCUGAAACCCCCCUACAAGGUGCUAUCCAGUGCGUAUGUGAAAUGUGGUGGGAGAAAGGACUGGAAGGGAAGGAGCAGCUUGGGAAGACUCUGUUCAUCAUUCUGCUAAGAAAAAGCCUGAAUAAAGCUUCUACGAAUGCAGAUGUAGUUCGUCUAUGGAAUCUACAUCAGACAUUACUUUGUUUUGAUUAUGAUUCAGAGGAGUGUAAUGAAGUCAAGGACUUGUUGCUUCAGUGUUUUAUGACUGAAAAACACAUUAAAAGAGAAGAGGGAAGAAGAUUCUUGAGCUUUUUAUUCAGCUGGAAUGUAAACUUCAUUAAAAUGAUACAUGGAACUGUUAAAAACCAAUUACAAUUCUUUCCAAGAUCCUUGAUGGAGUCCAUAUCUGAAGUUUACUUUAGGGCCUGGAAGAAAGUGUCAGGAGAAUUCUUAGAGAUACUUGAACAUAACUGCAUUCAGGAUUUCAUGCAUCAUGGAAUUCAUCUUCCCAGAAGUUCUCCUGUUCAUUCUAAAGUUAGAGAGAUACUGUGUUAUUUUCAUAAACAAAGUAAGGUUCGUCAAGGAGUCGAAGAAAUGCUCUAUAGAUUGUAUCAGCCUAUCCUUUGGAGAGCACUGAAGGCAAGAAACUCAGAAGUUCGAUCAAAUGCAGCAUUUUUGUUUGUUGACGCUUUUCCUGUGCGUGAUCCCAGUUUUAACACUGAAGAGAUGGAUAAUGAAAUUCAAAGACAGUUUGAAGAACUUUUUAAUCUCUUAGAAGAUCCUCAUCCAGUUGUCCGCUCUGCAGGCAUACUUGGAGUUAGUCAGAUAACCUCCAAAUACUGGGAGAUGAUUCCUCCACCAAUUCUUGCAGAUCUGUUAAAAAAACUAACUGGAGAGCUGGCAUGUGACAUAACAUCUGCUGAUGUUCGAUGCUCUGUUUUUAAAUGCCUACCAAUAAUUUUGGACAAUAAACUAAGUCAUCCAUUGUUGGAGCAGCUCCUGCCAGCUGUCAAAUACAGUCUUCAUGACAGUUCAGAGAAAGUGCGAGUGGCUUUUGUUGAUAUGCUGCUAAAAAUUAAGGCUACCAGAGCUGCUAAGUUCUGGAAAAUCUGUCCCAUGGAUUAUCUUCUGACUCGUCUUGAAGUUGAUUCACGGCCUGUGUCACGACGCAUAGUGGAUCUCUUAUUCAACUCUUUCUUUCCGAUUAACCAACAUGAGGAUGUGUGGUGUGAGCGCUGUGUUACUCUAAUCCAGAUGAAUUCAGCUGCAGCUAGAAAGUUCUAUCAAUAUGCUCACGAGUAUACUGCCCCCACCAAUAUAGCUAAGUUGAUGCUUACUAUUCGGCGCUGCUUGAAUGCCUGCAUUCAGAAAGCAAGGAAAGAGAAUCUUCAUGAUAGUGGCGACGACGACGACGAUGAUGAUGAUGAUGAUGAUGAUGAUGGUGAAAGUGAAAAGGAGAAUACAAGUGUAUUGAAUAAUGUGUUGUCAAUAAAUGAUGUGGCCAGCAUGGCAAGUUUAUUGGAGAUUACUGUAAUUCUCUGGAGAAGUAUUCACAAAGCACUAGAUCACAAUCAAGAUGCCAAAGAAUAUGCUAUCAGAAAAUUUGCUUCUGUACUGCCUGAAUAUUUUAAAGUAUUUAAGGAUGAACGUUGCAUGAUUCCAUUGGUUAUUCUGGCAUCUUUUAUGCCCCCUGCUGCUAUUCCUACAUUCAGCUGUGGUGUGAUCUCCAGACUCAAAAAUAUUGACAGUGGAGCUGACCAAAGCAAAUAUUCUAUGCUGAUAGACUGCAUGUGUCGCUGGGGCCAAGUGGGACACGUUAUGGAAUUAGUUUGUGAUUGGUUGUCUGACACGCUAACCCCAAGAGAGAGUAUUAAGACAUCUGAACGACGAGUACGUAUUCAUGUAACACAUGAAUCCAAGCCAGAAUUAGCAAUUGAUUACCUCGAAUAUUUAUUGACUCAUCCUGUUAAUCGUGAUUGUCUACUCUCUGUUCCUAAAAAAAAACUGAAGAAGCUUUUGAAAAUUCUCAGUGCUGCAAAGGAGGUUCUUGGCUCAAUUCUUAAAGCAAACGAUGCAGGUCCUGGUAGGUGCAAUCAAACAACUGCCCUUAGAGCCUUCAGCCUCUUCUGCAGAUUGAAUAUUCAUCUUCAGAACAAGUUUUCUGAAGAAGGAGAAGAUUACCUCUCGCUUCUGAAGGAGACAGGUGCUUGGCUAGAAAGUCAAGUUAUGCCUUUUAUAGUAGAAAGUGAUCAAGCGGAUGGCAUUUCAAAACACAGUAAUGUUUCUGAAUUAAUUAUCCAGGCCUACCUCUCAGUAUGUAAAGAUGUCAUAAUGGUGGGCCUUGGAAAUCUCGCGUUUCAAGCACAGCUAUUAGAUAUGGCUCUUUCAGUUAUACAAACAGAGAGAGGCGGCUUUUGUGCUCCAGUGUUACUGUAUACUUUAAAAGAAAUUAUUGAAGCUUCUUUAACUCAGAAUACUGAGUCAGAUGAUGUGACAAGUCUUUUGCACACUGUACAGACUGUGUUCCAGAAAGUUUUAGAAUGUGUGGCACAUAGACUCAAGAAACAGCAGGAAGAAGGGAUUCAGUUGAUUCACACUAUUCAAAUGCCUCUUGGAGAAUUCAUACAUACAGUCCAGUGCUGCCAUUCGUCUUGCCCAGCAGUUCACAGAGGUGUACUCUCUACUCUCCUAGCUGCAAUAAUUGCAGAGAUAAAUUAUGUGCUACAGAAGACUUCCCGUGAAACAGACUUCACUAUACCAAAGACGAAUUCAGAACUUCCUCCUCUUUCAAGCAGUUUAAUGUCCAUAAUUAUGAAAUCAGUUAAUGUUGUCAGGUCAUUUUUAAACGAAUUAAUGGAAUGCAUUCUCUCUGAAGAAAUAGAAGGGAUUUUUAGUCUAACAGCUACUAUCUGCAUUGUGAUUAUAAUUAAAGGUAAGCACAAAACUUCACUUCUGAAAGAUUUUGUACCUGCCAUUCAAAGGAAGCUGAUGACAUGCAAGGAUGCUGCCACAGAAGAAUCUAGCAGCACUGAAAGAAUCCUGUAUGCAUCAUCUCUGAAAAUUUUGGAUGAAUUUUUGAAUCCUUGACCACGCAGAAGCUUUUGUCAUGAAAAUUAAUGGAAGGAAGGUGUAUUACUUUCUGAAAAAAAAAAAUUUGUAAACUUCUUAAUAGUUAAAGUUUGGAAUUUAUUCUGUACAUUUAAAGCAGGAAAAUGUAUAAAAGUGUGUAUAGAAAUGAUGUAUUAGUAAAGGUUUUUUCAAACAGCUGUAAAGAGGUUAUUCUCUAUAAAAAUGUCUUAUUUGGGGGUUGUAAAGUCAGUAUUUUUGUAAAACUAAUUGUGUCUUACAUACUUUGAGACUGAGGUAGUAUGUAACCUCCGUCUUGUGAAGAUGAGAGCGUAUUUUUAGAGUUUAUGCAAAGGAAUUUAAUUUUGAUACGCAUGAAGGACAAAAUGGUGAUUGAGAAUAGCUGACAUGAGUUCACCAGGGGCAAACUCUGCCUGAUCACCAUCCCUUUUGCAGAGGAAAAAAGAUCAGAGAAUAUCAUCUUUCCUGUCCUUCCUCCUAACAGAGACUUUUACACAGGCUUAUAUAGUAUCCUUUUAGUCAAGUUGGAGAGAGAGUUGGACUGCAUGGGUGGACUCAAAAGUCAGGUGGGAAACUGGACCAUCAGACUUGAGGAAUAAUAAUGCUGCACAUUAAGAUUGCAAGCCAGUUACUGUGGCAGUCUGUGGGGCAGAUACUGUUGCCAAUACUACUUAACAUUUUUAAUAAAAGCUUGGGCGAUGGGAUGAAUUGCAACCUUAGUCUGUUGGCAGAUGACCCCAGCUUGCUACCAGUGCUUGAUACAUUGAGGAUUAGAGUGGUCCUGUUCAAUGGGAUCCUGCCAAGCUGGACUUAAGGAUCAACACAUCUCAUGACAUCCAACAAAGACACCUGUAAUGGAGUAAUCCUGUGUUCCAGCCCAGGCAAGUGAAGAAGAGGGGUUGCAUUGCUGUCUUCACCUACCUGUAUGAGGAUUAAGAAAAGAUUUUACUCAGAGGUACCAAUGAAGAGAAUACGUGGCAAUAGAAACAACUUGAAGUAAGAGAAGUUUUUGUUGGAUGGAAGAAAAAAAUUCCAUCAUAAGAGUGAAUUGAAACUGGAAAUGGAACAGGAACAGGUUCCUCAGCAAGGCUGUGGAAUGUCCUUGCUCGAGAGGCGCGCAGAACUUGACUGACCAUUGUGUCAUCAUUUUGAAGUUAACCCUGACUGAGGCAGGGAUUGGACUAGUUUAUAUCCUGAACUUCUUCCCAGCUUGAAUACUCAUGUGAUUCAGCCGCAAGUGUACAGGAGGGGAAAUACCCUAGCUAUUAAAUGUAUACUUUAUUGACACAUAAGUUAGAUUGUUUUAUGUUUAACUAUUUUUAUAAAUUAAUACUAAUGAUGCAGAUGAUAAUGCAGACAUGUAAGUCACUUAUUUAAUUCUGUUAAUGCAGCCAGAUGCUCUCUUAAGACCAGUAAUAGUGCUGAUUGCAGAAUGUUAUUUUGCCUUAACUGAGAUAUCUGUGAAUUUCAUGUCUAAGCUCAUAGUGUGGUUUAACCCAGCCAGCAAUGAAGCACCACACAGCUACUCACUCAUUACCAUGCCCUCGGUGGGGUGGGGAAAGGAUUGUAAGAGCAGAAGUGAGAAAGAAGCUCAUGGGUUGAGAUAAAAUAACCUGAAAAUUGAAAUAAUUUUUAAAAAUUGUAAGGAAAAGAGAAAAAAAAAUAGGAGAAAGGAAAAUAAAACCUAAAAAGACCAAUGAAAACAAUUGCUCACCACCAACUGGCUGAUGCCCACCUGCUCCCAUCGUGGCAGUCCUGCCACCAACCUCCCCACCCUGCUGUUAUUGCUCAGCGUCAUGCGGGGGUGUCCCUUUGGUCACUGGGUCAGCUGUCCUGGCUAUGUCCACUCUUAAAUUCUUGUGCUCCCCCAGCCUCCUUACUGGUGAG